Molecule: messenger RNA, 1406 nt
Organism: Ochotona curzoniae (black-lipped pika)
Lineage: Eukaryota; Metazoa; Chordata; Mammalia; Lagomorpha; Ochotonidae
Gene: GJA8
Product: gap junction protein alpha 8
Exons: 2
Coding region: 81-1394 (437 amino acids)
Biological process (GO): cell communication
Cellular component (GO): connexin complex
Source: RefSeq, a predicted model, not a curated record
GCCAUUUUGCUGCUGAACGCCAAGAGAGAAAGACAGCACGUAGUUCUCCGCGGGACCCAACUCAUAUUGGUAGCUGCGAGAUGGGUGAUUGGAGUUUCCUGGGGAACAUCUUGGAGGAGGUGAAUGAGCACUCCACGGUCAUCGGCAGGGUCUGGCUCACUGUGCUCUUCAUCUUCCGGAUCCUGAUUCUGGGCACAGCGGCGGAGUUCGUGUGGGGGGAUGAGCAGUCCGACUUCGUGUGCAACACCCAGCAACCCGGCUGUGAGAACGUCUGUUACGAUGAGGCCUUCCCCAUCUCCCACAUCCGCCUGUGGGUCCUGCAGAUCAUCUUCGUCUCCACUCCAUCCCUCAUGUACGUGGGACACGCGGUGCACCACGUGCGCAUGGAGGAGAAGCGCAAGGACCGCGAGGCGGAGGAGCAGUCUCGGGGUGACGGGAGCGAGAGGGUGCCCGUGAGCCCCGACCAGGCGAGCAUCAGGAAGAGCAGCAGCAGCAGCAAAGGCACCAAGAAGUUCCGGCUGGAGGGGACCCUGCUGAGGACCUACGUCUGCCACAUCAUCUUCAAGACCCUCUUUGAGGUAGGUUUCAUCGUGGGCCACUACUUCCUGUACGGUUUCCGCAUCCUGCCCCUCUACCGCUGCAGCCGCUGGCCCUGCCCCAACGUGGUGGACUGUUUCGUGUCCAGGCCCACUGAGAAAACCAUCUUCAUCUUGUUCAUGCUGUCUGUGGCCUUUGUGUCCCUCUUCCUCAACAUUAUGGAGAUGAGCCACCUGGGCCUCAAGGGUAUCCGGUCUGCCUUCAAGAGGCCCGUGGAGCAGCCACUGGGGGAGAUCCCUGAGAAAUCCCUUCACUCCAUUGCCGUCUCCUCCAUCCAGAAAGCCAAGGGCUACCAGCUCCUCGAAGAAGAGAAAAUCGUAUCCCACUAUUUCCCUUUGACUGAGGUUGGGAUGGUGGAGACAAGCCCUCUUUCAGCCAAGCCCUUCGGACAGUUCGAGGAAAAGAUUGGCAGCGGAUCCUUAGCUGAGAUGCCCCGGGGUUACCAAGAGACAUUGCCCUCCUACGCUCAGGUGGGAGUGCCUGAGGUGGAGGGGGAGGAGCCGCCGGUAGAGGAAGCUGCAGAACCAGAAGUGGGAGAGAAGAAGCCAGAAGCAGAGAAGGUGACCCCGGAGGUGCCUGAGACACUGCAAGUGCAGGAGGGAGAGAAGGUGGAGAUCCCUGGAGUGGGGACGGAGGGAGAAAAAGAAGAGCUGCAGGCCGAGAAGGUUUCCAAGCCAGGGCUGCCGGCUGAGAAGACGCCAUCGCUGUGUCCGGAGCUGACCACCGAUGAUAUCAGACCCCUGAGCAGGCUGAGCAAAGCCAGCAGCCGGGCCAGGUCAGACGAUCUAACCAUAUGAAGUGGCGCCCAA